GCUGAUGUCGACGCAGUCGACCUGACUGGGAGUCCUCCGCUUGGAGAGGCUCCCCAAAUGGCUGCUGUGGAGAUGACGCAGAUUGUCGAGCAGGUUGCUCCAGCUGCCAAGGAGGUGUCCUAGGGUGCUGAGCAGGUCAUCUCGACCGCCGAGGCGAGUAAGGCCGCCGAGGUCCUGGCAACCCCGAGCUCUGAGGUGCCAGGAGCGGGUGUCUUUGGUGCAGCAGGGGUCAGGCCCGUGGAGAGCUUUGAUGCUGCUCAGGUCCUUCUGCAGAGGGCUAUGGCCAUUGUGGACCACUGGAAGCAUAGGUGGUCCAAGCAGCAGGAGGAUCUGGUCCGACUGAGGGGCCGAGUUCAACCCCUGAGGGACGAAAACAAAGUCCUGAAGAAGGAGAACAAGGUUCUUAGUGCUGCCCUUGGUGAAGCGAAAUUGCAGGGUGCCGAGCUUCGAGCUGCGAGGGGGGACCUUGCGAGGGUUCAGAAGUCGCUGGAGAUCACCCUGCGCUCCAACGAGAACUAUGCCUCCCAGGUGAACGAGCUGCAGGGACUUGCCACCGCAUCCCGAGGUCGGGUGCGUUUCUUGGAAGACGAGGUGACGUCUUCCCGUGGUCGAGUCCGCUCCUUGGAGGAUGAGGUGACCUCCCUGAAGAGUGAUCUGGUGGUUGCGGCUGAGAAGCGCCUCUGUGAUGAGGUCGUCCUUAGCGGCAAAGAGGAUAAGGUUGCCGCUUUGAGAGUGGAGCUGGGGAAGCAGGAGGCGGAGAGGGCGGUGCUGGAGAAGAAGCUAGAGGAAACCGAACGGGCUAUUGUGGUUGAAUAUAAGCGGGGUUUCCUCAAGGUAGCUCGCCAGGCAAGGCUUCUUGCCCCGGGGUUCGACUUCUCUGCCAUGCACGUGGAGAAAGUAGUUCGCUUUGGGAAGCUGGUAAAGGAGGACGACCUCGAGGAUAGCUCUAGUGAGAAUGCCUCCGCGCAGGCCAAAUUUUGUAAAAGCCUAGUUUAAUUUUCCCUGCUUUAUUUAUCUCCUCUGAAUUCAAUUGUGGAACUUUGA
Molecule: messenger RNA, 1044 nt
Organism: Cajanus cajan (pigeon pea)
Lineage: Eukaryota; Viridiplantae; Streptophyta; Magnoliopsida; Fabales; Fabaceae
Source: RefSeq, a predicted model, not a curated record